Molecule: messenger RNA, 2803 nt
Organism: Ostrinia furnacalis (Asian corn borer)
Lineage: Eukaryota; Metazoa; Arthropoda; Insecta; Lepidoptera; Crambidae
Product: CRAL-TRIO domain-containing protein C3H8.02
Exons: 4
Coding region: 97-771 (224 amino acids)
Source: RefSeq, a predicted model, not a curated record
AAAUUAUAAAACUUAGGAUAUACAAAGUCGCUAUUUACUGAUAUUUAAUUCCUAAUAUAACAGAAUAUAAACCGAAAACAAAGUACAUAAUAAGAUAUGGCAGAAGAACCAAAACCAGUAAAUGAAAGUGAUCUCAAAGAACUAAAGGAUCGGAUGAAUUUGAUUGUGAGCGCUGAUCCAGCACAAUAUCAUAAUGAUUACUCACUAAGGAGAUAUUUAAGGGCUUUUAAGACUGUGGACCAAGCAUUCCAGGCUAUAAUCAAGACCAACAAGUGGCGUGGUGAAUAUGGUGUAGCAGACUUGCAAAAUGAUAAGGAGCUUAUAGAAAAAUACUCAGAUAAAGCCAGAGUACUGAGACACAGAGACAUAGUUGGUCGGCCGAUCGUGUACAUUCCUGCAAAAAAUCAUAGCUCCAGUGACAGGAAUAUUGAUGAACUUACUAAAUUUAUUGUUUACUGUUUGGAGGAUGCCAGUAAAAGAUGUUUUGAAGAAGUUGUGGACAAUUUAUGCAUUGUCUUUGACCUGAACAACUUCACGCUGUCCUGUAUGGACUACCAGGUGCUGAAGAACCUAAUAUGGCUGCUUAGUAGACACUACCCUGAAAGGCUGGGCGUGUGCCUCAUAAUCAACGCACCUACCUUCUUCUCUGGAUGCUGGGCAGUUAUAAAGGGCUGGCUUGAUGAAAACACUGCAGGGAAAGUGACAUUUGUCAGUUCAGAGAUGGAUCUGUGCCGAUACUUGAUACCAGAUAUUCUACCGACCGACAUGUAACUAUGACAAGGAUAACGUAACGAUAAAUGCAUGUAGUAAGUAUACAGUGUAAUUAAUUUUAACGUAAAUUAUGUUAAUUGUGAAUGUGGAUAUUCUAUGAGGUAAUUUACAUUAUUAUAGCUACAAACCAUAACUCCAAUACAUCAGAAUUUGUCAUUUAUAUAUUUAAAUAGGCAAUAAUAAUAUUUUUGCAUAAACAUACAUUAACUAUUACACUGUUUUUCAAAUUGUUAUUACUUACAUAUUUUAUAAAUUUUAUGUAACAUUGUUAAUAUAUUUUCCAAUAUUAUACUGAAAGUGAGAUGAAAGUGAUAAAUAAUAAUACUAAUUCCUAUUACAUACUGAACAACACUUGUGGGGUCAAGAAGGUUAUUCAGUUUUCCAUAGUGUUUGUAAACAAAGCUUAAUUUUUAAUAAUAAUAAUCAUAUUUUUAAGGUGUAGUACAUGAAACAAAACGUUAACUUGGAAAAUAUGUGCUAAUAAAAAUAUUCUAAGCUUUUUGUGAAAUCUGCAUUAUUAUGCCUCCAAUCCAUGUCCACACAUAAUAUUUUCAUCUAAGGAAAUACCUAUUAAGUUUAAUUCAUGUUCUUGAAAACUUGAGAUUAACACUUGCCAUUAAACCAUUAUGUACCUUUCUAAUGCUUUAAUUGUUAUUAAAAUGUUGUUUUUUUUUUGUUAAAUAAAACUGUUAUAGUCAGUUAAAAUGAGGAUAUUACAAUAUUUUCCUGAGUAACAUUUAACUUGUGUAUCAUAAGUAACAUGUUGUUUUCGUUAUUACACUUACAAAUUAAUUGUGAACAAUCUAUUUCAAUUAAUUAAUAGAAGCAUUUUAACAUGUAAAGUGCAUAUGAGCAGUUGAAGGCCGGUUCCAUUAACGUGGGUGCAACAUUUAGACGCAUUUAACCCUUUAACAGUCAUAACAUAAUCAAAAUUAUUAUUGUUUUUGGACCUAAGACAAGCGAAUAAGGCUCAAAAUAUGGCACAUUUUCCCUUCCAAAAUAAUGGAAAUUCUGUAAUUGCUAGGCCUGUAUAAGGUCAAAUAAGCAUUUUUGUGCCUCAACAUAGAUUUACAAGACUGCUAUUGAAUGCCCCUAUGCCGACUAUAGCUUAUUAAUUUGAUAAAAUAGCACAUUUUAUUAUAAUCCUUUGAAUCGAAAGAUAUUGUAAUUUUAGGGAGCCAUACUGACUCAUACUACAAAUAGAAUAUUCUUACACAUACAUAGUUCUCUAGUCAAUGGUACACAUAAAUUAAACCUAUUCAAAACUUAAAAAAUAUCUUAAGAAUCCUAAUUUUAUUGUAGUUGUAUUCAUGUAACAUGACUGUGUAUGAAAAACUAUAUUUAUUUAUGCACUUACACAAAACGAAAAACUACGAUCAUUACCAAAUACUUGUCAUAAUUAUUUUAAAUAAUCAAACUUAUUCAUUCCUGGAUGUUGAUUUUAUCACAUCAAAUGUUAAUUUAAUGAUAAAUAAGAUUUUAAAACAUCCAAACUAUUUCAAAUAGAUCAAAAAGUCCUGAGCUUGCACUAUGAUUGAUUGAAUGAAUUUCUAUAAUAUUUAAUUCAAUCACAUCACAGGCUUUAAUUUUCUCUGAUUUAUAGUACUUACAGCAACGUCAAUGCUCUUUAAAGUAUUCCUGAAUAAAACUACAGGGUAUUAAGUCUCUCUAAAAUCGUAUAUUGUCAAACUGGCUGUAUUUUAUUGGUUGAUAAUGUAAUUUCUUCUCAGUCUUCAUCUUGACGCUAAGCCCUUUUUAGAGGCUAAACACGCUUCGGUAUGUGUAAGUGGGCGUUUCAUUUAAAUGCUAUCAGUUAGUUUAAAAAUCAUGGUUUAUGUUAUGUUAGGAAAUAACUAGUAAAUAAUUUUGUCUAAAAUAUUACCCAAGCAAUAAUUUAUUGACAUAACAAUACAUUAUCGAUAAUACCAAGCCAGAUUUAAAAAACAAUAAAGAUUUUACGCAUUUACUAAUAAUAAUAUUUUGGCCCAUGUCAUUCCUUAAUAAACCUUAAACAGAGAAUAGGCUAAUUAUA